Molecule: messenger RNA, 1241 nt
Organism: Python bivittatus (Burmese python)
Lineage: Eukaryota; Metazoa; Chordata; Lepidosauria; Squamata; Pythonidae
Gene: RBMX2
Product: RNA binding motif protein X-linked 2
Biological process (GO): mRNA splicing, via spliceosome
Cellular component (GO): catalytic step 2 spliceosome; precatalytic spliceosome; U2 snRNP
Molecular function (GO): RNA binding
Source: RefSeq, a predicted model, not a curated record
UGUGCAAACCCGGGAGGACGCUUUCAGGAUGAACCCGUUAACCAAAGUGAAGCUGAUCAAUGAGCUGAAUGAGCGUGAAGCACAGCUUGGAGUGCAGGAUAAGGUCUCCUGGCACGCAGAGUAUAGUGACAGCGCCUGGGUGUUUGUGGGGGGAUUGCCAUAUGAAUUGACUGAAGGGGACAUUAUCUGUGUAUUUUCACAGUAUGGAGAAAUUGUGAAUAUAAACCUGGUACGUGAUAAAAAGACGGGGAAAUCCAAAGGUUUCUGCUUCAUUUGCUAUGAAGAUCAGCGAAGCACUAUUCUUGCAGUUGAUAACUUUAAUGGGAUAAAGAUAAAGGGAAGGACAAUUCGUGUGGAUCAUGUGGCCAACUAUCGCCCACCAAAAGACUCUGAGGACACUGAUGAGGUUACAAAGGCCCUCCGAGAGAAGGGAUGUGGCAUUAAAACCCCUCCUCCAAGUUCAGCUGAAUCCUCAGAAGAUGGUGAAGUGGAAGUAAAAAAGCACAAGAAAGAAAAAAAGAAAAAGAAGAAGAAGAAGAAAGAAAAGCGAGCGCAUCGGAAACAUCUGAAAGAGGAACCUUCUGCAGAUGUGCUUUUUUCCAAAUCCAGGAUUAAAGUGGAAAAGGAGGACCUGGGCUACGAACGCUAUGCUGGUACAAACCGGGAAACCUGGGGCAGCACAUCUGGACACCAGCACCCAAGCAGGAUGCAGCAAGGGCAAGAGCCCAAAUAUGAGAGUAGGAGAGAGCGAUCUCGAGAAAGAGGCACAGAGAGGGACAGACACGAACGCAGAAUGCCCUUCAGCGAGGAGAAGUACAAGAAAACGGAGGCCAUCAAAGAUAGACAGUACGCAGCAGAAAGCAGAAGAUCACGCGAUCGCUCAGAAAACAGAGACAAGCCUUCCCGGGAGAAGUCCUCAAGCCAUUAUUAACUCAACUGCUGUGUUCCCUCCUUGCACGUGAAAAAGGGCCGUUGUAAGUUGUACUGUCAGAACAUUGGCUCUAUGAGAUAGGCAGGGGGAGAAUGCAGCAUGAAACCUUGGAAACGGAGGAGCAAGUUGUGGUCUGUUCUUUGGAGCAGUGGUUUGUCUCUCCAGAAAGGAAAACCGCAAGAAACAAAACAGAGCUGCUCUUUUGCCUCCCAGUUGCAGAUAAUGCCUGAAUUCCAGGUACAGAGCAGCAGUGUGAGCCUUCCAUCCCCCACUUCAAAAGCUAGGCUUAAUAAAUUCACCUUGAACUGUU